This is a messenger RNA of Andrographis paniculata, 3837 nucleotides long. RefSeq names its product transportin MOS14. Gene Ontology annotation, cellular component: cytoplasm; nuclear membrane. NCBI's taxonomy places the organism in Eukaryota, Viridiplantae, Streptophyta, Magnoliopsida, Lamiales, Acanthaceae. The record is from RefSeq and is a predicted model, not a curated record. Gene Ontology annotation, biological process: protein import into nucleus. The coding region runs from base 295 to 3336 and encodes 1013 amino acids. The transcript is spliced from 24 exons.
CCCUCAGAGGAUCGCACUGCCUCUGUCCGGUCUCGGUCUCUGUCUCUGUCUCUCUUAGUCUUCUCACCCAAUCAAUCCUCAGUAUCACCCAAUCCUUCCUCAGAUCUCAACACCUGGGCGCCUUCCAACCAUCCGAUGAAAUCUGUCUGGGCAACCUACGGUUCGGUAAUGGGCGGCCUUCCUUGAAGAAACAAAGUGUGAAGUACAGGCGUCGCUGCGUGCGUGGUGUUCCCUCCUCCCUGGGCGUCAUCCCAUCCCAAUCUUAAUCCGGACAUAAAAACCAUAAAUCCAUUUAUGGAGCUCCACAUCAAGGUUGCCCAGGCCGUCCACGUCCUCAAUCACGAUUCUCAAUCUUGCAACCGCAUCGCUGCCAAUCAGUGGCUCGUCCAGUUCCAGCAGACCGAUGCUGCUUGGGACAUCGCCACUUCCCUUCUCACCUCCAACCAUCAUCCCCUUUUCCAUUCCGAUUACGAGGUCGAGUUUUUUGCCGCCCAGAUUCUCAGGCGAAAGAUCCAAAACGAAGGACAUGCCCUUCAUCUGGGAGCAAAGGAUGCUCUCCUACAAGCCCUUCUCGUAGCCGCCAAAAGAUUUAGCACAGGUCCUCCUCAGCUGUUAACCCAAAUCUGUCUUGCACUCUCUACGCUUGUACUUCAUGCUGUAGAGCAUGGACGACCUAUCGAGAAGCUCUUCUACAGUUUGCAGAAUUUACGUAACCAAGAUAAUGGAAAUACAGUAGUUCUAGAGGUGCUGACGGUGUUACCAGAAAUUAUUGAGGACCAAAGUAGUGAUCAUGGUGUAGAUUCUGCACAGCGCCUUGAGUAUGAGCAAGAGCUUCUUGGACAUACUCCUAUGGUAUUUGAGUUUCUAAUGCAGCAAUUUGAGUUCUUUGGAAGUAGUGUACAAACCCAUGAGAAGAGCAGAAAAAUAUUGCGUUGCUUGCUAAGUUGGGUUCGAGCUGGGUGCUUAUUGGAGGUUCCUCCAGGAUCAUUGUCUGCUCAUCCUCUUUUUGACUUUAUUUUUAGUUCUUUGCAGGUUGCAUCUACUUUUGAUCUGGCUGUGGAAGUUCUUGUUGAGCUUGUAGGUCGACAAGAGGGACUGCCUCAGGUUUUACUAUCCCGAAUUGGGUUUCUGAAAGAAGCACUUCUUUUCCCAGCUCUUAAAAGCAGAGACGAGGCAGUGGUAGAGGGACUUGCAUGGUUGAUGUCAGAAAUUGGCCAAGCAGCACCUUUUCUCAUUGUGGAUGCAAACAUUGAAGCUCUAGCACUGGCAGAUGCUCUCUUGAGUUGUGUGGCAUUUCCAAGUGAAGAUUGGAAGAUUGCUGACUCGACCUUGCAUUUUUGGUCUAGCAUUGCUGGGUACAUUCAUGGGCUUCAAGCUGACAGUAUUGAUGAUAGGAAGAAUUUGGAAAAAUAUUUUAUUCCUAUUUUCUCAGCAUUGGUUGAGGCUCUUAUAUUACGAGUUCAGGUUGAUGAUUCCACGUAUAAUGACAAUUCAGGAAACCUUGAGGUGCCUGCUGGCCUUGAUCAGUUUAGAAUGAACUUAGUGGAACUUCUGGUUGAAAUUUGCCAGCUUCUAGGAGCGGCAUUGUUUAUCCAAAAGAUCUUUAUUGGAAGUUGGAUCCCGUCCAGCAUGGAUAUUUCUUGGAGAGAGAUUGAAGCAAAGUUAUUCAUCAUAAAUGCGGUUGCUGAGGUUGUUGUCAAGGAGGGACAUCCUUUUGAUAUUUCCAUUGUUAUGCAGUUGGUGGUGAUUUUGUCCAGCAAGGCCUCUGCCGACAAAAGGGGAUUUAUGUGCCUUGUAUAUAAAUCCCUUUCAGAAGUUGUUGGCUCAUAUGCUAAGUGGAUGUCAGCUUCUCCAAUCAACACAAGACAGUUGAUAUUAUUUUUGGGUUCUGGGAUUUCUCAACCAUUUUGUUCGAGUGCUUGUGCUCUAGCAUUUCGCAAAUUCUGUGAAGAAGCUGCUGCCAUGGUGAAUGAGCCUUCCACUUUGGAAAUCUUAAUUUGGAUUGCCGAGGGGUUGGAAAAGAGGAAACUGGCCUUAGAAGAUGAGGAUGAAGUAGUUGGUGCCAUCACUCUGGUGUUUUGCUGCAUACCUGAAACAAAGUUGAUGAAGGACCUUUUUGUCAGAUUGCUUUGUCCUUCUUAUAAAGCCAUUCAAGAACUGGUUGAAGAAGACCUGAGGCAUACUUUGAGGCAAAGCCCAUCUACACAUAGUGAAUCAAUUGAUGCUGCAAGAAGAGGGCUACAUAGGAUUGGAACUGUACUUAAUUGUCUUGCAACACAUUGUUCUACUGUAAUGGGACCAGAGGAAUCUAUAGUUUCUUUGCUUGAAGUGUUGUGGCCAAUGCUUGAGCAGCUCCUUCUGUCCAGUCACAUUGCAAAUUCGAGCUUGUCUGUAGCUGCUUGCAGGACUCUUACACUUGCAGUCCAGGCAUCAGGUCAGAACUUCCAAGAACGAUUGCCAAAGGUUUUGGAAUCUAUUACAAGCAAUUUCAUGUCAUUCCAAAGUCAUGAAUGCUACAUAAGAGCAGCUUCUGUGAUUGUUGAAGAAUUUGGUAGCAUGGGAAAAUUUGGACCUCUAUUCAUUAGUGCAUUCGAAAGAUUUACUCACUCAACAUCAGUAAUGGCUCUUACUUCGUCUUAUGUAUGUGAUCAAGAGCCUGACUUGGUCGAGGCGUACACAAAUUUCACAUAUGCUUAUGUGUGCAGUUGUCCAAAGGAGGUAUUAGCUGCCUCUGGUCCCCUUCUUGAAGUAUCAUUGCAGAAAGCUGGAAUAUGUUGUACAGCAUUACAUCGCGGUGCAGCUUUAUCAGCAAUGUCCUAUAUGAUCUGCUUUUUGGAGAUUGGCCUUUCACUUCUAUUGGAACCUGAGGCUUCUACCUCUGAAUCUGUCCAGGAUGUGGUGAUAAGGGUCAUCUCUCAUUGUGGUGAGGGCAUUAUUUCCAAUCUAGUGUACGCACUUCUUGGUGUCUCGGCAAUGUCAAGGGUUCAAAAGUCUGCUACUAUCCUCCAACAGUUGGCCGCAAUAUGCAGUUUAAGUGAAAGAACAAAUUGGAAAGUUUUCAUCUCCUGGGAAAUUUUACAGAGAUGGCUUUACUCUGCUUUGUGGAUGCUGCCUGCGGAAUAUCUAAAAGAUGGUGAAGUUGAAUCUCUAGUGCCCAUAUGGGUGAAGGCUCUGGUUGAUGCAGCAUCAGAUUAUCUUAGGAGCAGGCAGCAAUGUGGAGAAGGCGAGGAUCAUGGGCAUGGGCGUGGUUAUAUGCAAGGGAAAGGAGGACGCUUCCUCAAGCGCUUACUUAGGGAAUUUGCUGAUAACCAUAGGAAUAUCUCACAGUUAACUUGAUUUGGUAUAUUUUCCUAUUUAAAACAAAACACUAAUCUAAUGCAGCAAUUAGCAAGCAGGCAGGCAUCUUGGCAAGCUCGCUCUGUGCAUAGUCAGUCUAGUAGCAUAAUAAAUAAAUAUGACAACACACUGCUGUUGAAUGAAAGUUGUUUAUUACCACUAGCACCCCCCCGACCCCACCCCACCCCACCCAACGUUCCCUCCCAAGCAAGUGGAAGGUAAUCUCAAUUUUGUCAAUAGAGGAGGAUUCAAAUCAAAAGGGAGGGAGGGAGGGAUUUAUACAUUUAUUCAAUUAAGUUGAUGAAGGUGUGUGUUUGUUGGAGGAUUGGAAUUUUGUAGCUGAUUUAUCCGCCUGCAUGAGUACUAACUACUUAAUGCUUAGCUUCGAAUGACAAACCCCUUUUACAAGUGGACGAUGAUGAUGAUGAUGAUGAUGAUGAUGAUGAUGAUGCAACUACAUACAUGUUUGUAUCCGUUACUAAUAAAGAGAUUUGUUAUUUA